CAAAGGCGGGCGUACUUUGUUUUUUCGUACUCAAUUCAUAUUUAAUAAAUCUGCCAAUUGCCGUUCUAUAUAGCCAUCGAUACGAGUGGGCGCGAUAUCUAUCGCUACGUUACAGCAUGAAGCAACAGCAACAGCAACAGCAACAUUGAGCAGCCAUCUGUGCCCCCCCACAGGAGUCAUGGGCUGUGCAGGCAGCACUCCCAUGGUUGCAACGGCGGGCAGCGAAAUGCUGAAAGCCGCCACCCAUGUACGGGAGAAGGGCGAGGCCGUUGUGGAAGAUGCCAGUCAGACGCUGUCGAGCGGCCUGGACACGGCCAAGGAGACGGUGGGCGCUGCCGUUGCGGGCAUUACCAACGAUCUGGGCAACGCCUUCAAGGACGGCACACACGCCCUGGACGAGGCCAAGCACAGGGUGUUGGAGGGACUGCACCUGGAACAGCCCGCAGCCCAGGAAGAGGAGCAGGCGCCGGAGUCUGUCGAGGUCAUGGCCGAGCUGAGCUCAUCGCGAGCUCCAACGCCAACGCCGCAGUUGCAGGCCGUGGAUACGGACAGCCUGAAGACCUCCACACCAGAGCCAGAGAUUGAGCGUGCGCUGGCCAACGAUGAGGAGAGUCCGCCCACGCCGCAGCCAUCGCUGCAGGAGCUGGCACAUCUGAGUGAAGUGGUGGAGGCGAUUACCGAAGCUCACCCAGCCACUGAGGCAGCAGCGAUGCCCGCUCCUCCUGCCAUCGAGGCUGCAGCAGCUCCAGCUUCAGUUACCCCUGCGCCCGUGGAAGGCCGCUGGUUUCGGCGCAGAGUCUCCAGGCAGGAGCCAGAGCCACCUCGGCCAAACACCACCGAGUGGGAAAAGUUUGCCGAUCACCUGGCCAAAAACAAGAGGUACAGACCCUACGAGAGCUUUGCACACAACCAGAACCACUUCUCCGUGUACAAGGAUCACACGAGCCUGCGGGACAAGCCCGGCCACACCGAUGGACACUUUAGUGGCGGCAACUCGCUGUCCAGCACCUCCCAGUCGGAUCUCUCCAGCGGCCACGUGACGCCGGCCAUGAGCCGCAAGGGCCAGCGGGAGUUUGCCAAGUUCGUGGCCUCCGAGGGGCCGACGAGUGUGUCCAGGGCCAGUUCACGGAUCUCGAAUGCCGGCAGCUCCAGGACCUUUGACUUUAAUCCAACACGCGAUCGGAUCAGUGUCUUUGAGGCCAUGAGCGGCAGUCGCAGUCGCAGUCGCAGUCGCGUGGGUUCGGCCAUUCAGAGAGCGCCCGCGGAACGAAUAUCCCUCUGGGGCAAGCACGCUGCCGUCGCCGAGGAGGAGCCACCUCCCACAGGACUUGGUAGGAGAAUGAGCACGGGCAUGAGCAGCCAGAGCGUGCUGCGAGCUCCCACGGAGUACAACAAUCCCUACAGCAUUCGUCGGGCUGUCCGGCCUGUAUCCCAAACGAGGAGCAAUCGGAUGGAAAAGCAAACUUCCUCCGUGACGCCCAGAAAGGUGCAAGCUGCAAAAAGAAUUCCCACCAGCGAUCCAUUGCACAGAGAGGAGAAUACGCCAAGGAGGAGUCAGGAGGAGACUGCAGCUCAGAUACCACUGCCCCUGGAGGAGCCACUAGAGAAGCCACAGAGGAGUCUAAGAACCCUACAGAUUCCUACACCUCUAGAGGAGAUAGCAACCGAUCUCAGCCCGAGUCCCACAGAAGAUGAUUCUUCAAUUCAAACGCUGCCAAUGCAUCAAGGGAAACCCGCUCCACCUCAGACACAAAACACAGAAGCAGCUGCCACACCAAAGAUGCAGUCGUCGACCUCCAAUUGGAAGUCACCUCUUACCCCGAAAGUGCGAACAACUUCCACGCGGAGGAACCAGUCACCCACCAAUGAGGGAAUGAUUACACCUUCCACAUCCAAGAUGGAUUGCCCUUCUACUUCCAGAAUGGAAACACCUUCCACUACAAGAACUCUGUCACCAGGUAGUCCGAGAAUGGAGUCACCAACCAACCCAAGAAGGCAGUCUCCUUCCUCCACUCCAAGGAAAAAUGCAUCUUCCACUCCAAAGUCACCUUCUCCUGCCACCGCCAGGCUGCCCUCCCCAUCUCCCUCCCGCGCAUCGACAGCCAAAUCCUCAGACAGCAGCCUGGACGUGGUUAUCCGACCCAUGAGCAAACUCAACACGCCCAGCACGAAGUCCCUGACGCCCGACCAGGUGGUAAUGACGGAGUACGAAGAUGACGCCUUGGAGGCGGCCCUGGCCAAUUUGCAGCUGUUGCGCGGAUCAACGAUCACGCUCAACUCCCUACGAUCCUGCAGCCCCACCGCCUCUCUGCUGAGUUCGCGAAGGACUUCCCCGUGGGUCAUGCGCAAGGACUAUGGCCAAUCGAAGGGCAAAGAGAACAAACCAUCGACUGCAGUGCCAGCAAGUGCCCCAAAGGCCACCCACUUGAUGCAAACACACGAAAGGUGCGACAUUUGCUCGAAUGAAUUUGUGCUGCAUUGAAGGCUGCAG
Messenger RNA from Drosophila guanche, 2491 nucleotides. RefSeq names its product proteoglycan 4. Bases 179 to 2482 code for a protein of 767 amino acids. The record is from RefSeq and is a predicted model, not a curated record. Lineage: Eukaryota; Metazoa; Arthropoda; Insecta; Diptera; Drosophilidae. The transcript has 3 exons.